UACACAUUAUUACUGUACAGAUAUUUUGUUUUUUAGGUAAAUUAAGCAAUAUAGUAAUAAUAAUUAUGGUAAAAACAAAGACAAUUGAUAAUAAUUGUCGACUCUGUUUUAAAAAACUCGACGAAAAUAAAUAUUCAUAUAUAUUUGAUAAAUAUACUGAUGAAAACCAGGAUGAAUCUCCUCUGUCAUCUAAAAUUAUGGUCUGCUUGUCAGUCCCGGUGUAUGACGGCGAUGGAUUGCCAAACAAAGUUUGUAUUCCUUGCAAAGACGAGGUAACUAAGUUCUAUUACUUCCGUAAAAAAUGUCUGAAGACGUAUAAUUCAUUAGUACAAGAAUGUCUUGAUAAAAAUAAUUAUUCUCUGGUAAAUAAUCCAGUAGUUGAGGCAAAAGAUGAACAAGAGGAAGUAAUUGACGAAGAGUUUAUCGAUAGUGGCUUUGAAGAGGUCAAAGUAUCAGAACUUGCAGUUACUGAUCCAGAGAUAAUUUUUAAUGGAGAUGAUGGUGGAGGUGAAGAUGGAGAUGAAGAUGAGGAAGUAGUUGAUGAAGAGUUUAUCGAUAGCGGCUUCGAAGAGGCUGUCAAAAAAUCAGAUGUAGUUUUAGAAAAUAUUUAUAAUGAUGAAAAAGUUUUAGAUGAACACGUCGAUGAAGAAUAUUUGAGUAAUAACUUUGAACAUGUCGAUGAGUCUGAACUAAAAGUAGACAAUUCUGUAAAUUACGAUUCACUGGAGAGUGAACCGCAAACUUGUGCUUUGGAAAAGAAUAAAAAAAGUAUUCUGAAAGAAUACAAAUGUUUUUAUUGCCAGUCGGUGUUUGAUAGCUACAAUGGAGCUGCUCAGCACUGUAUUGAAUGUGUCGGGUCUAAACAUCUUGCGAGUGGACACGAAUCUUCAAAGGACGACUGUAAGGAUGGAGAUGAGUUGUAUUCAGACUAUGAAUUUAUGGAGAUCUUGGACACCGAAAAUAAUGAGGCCAAGGAUUCAGCUGAUGAGGUUGAGUUCAUUGAAGAAGAGUAUUGUGAUAGUGAGGAUAAAGUUGAGGGUUUUGAGUCGGGGGCUGAGGAUCAAGAUACUGGUCAAGAAACUGGAGACACUGAUCAAGUAAAAGCAGAAGCUGGUGAUGAAGAAAUUUUUAUUGAAAAAAUUGAUGACGAAUACUUUGAAUCGGGGGAUGAAAUAAAUCUGGAUAGAGAUAAAAAUAAAGAUCCAGAUUUACCGCUAGAAAAAAAUUCGAGUCCACAAGUGCGGACCAAAAGAAUUUAUCGUAAGCGAAAAGUAUAUCCAGAUAAUUAUCCGUGUCCUGAAUGUAGUAAACCUUUCGCAUCUCGAAGUUUAAUGAAGCGGCACUUCUUGAUCCAUACUGGCGAGCGUCCUUAUGUGUGUGAGACUUGCGGGAAACGUUUUUCCCAAGUAGGGGCUUUGAAUUUCCACAAAAAACUCCACGUGAACCCGCCGUACAGAUGUAAAACUUGCGGGAAACCGUUCAUGCGCCCCAGUGACAUCGACAAACACUCGCGGAUUCACACGGGAGAGAAACCAUUCACGUGCCAUUUCUGCGGUAAGAACUUCGCUCAGCUGGUGGCCGUCCAGCAGCACGAGAGGAUCCACACUGGAGACAAACCUUAUCAAUGUAAUAUCUGCGGAAAAUAUUUUUCUCAAAACGCCAACAAGAAGAAGCACGAAAAGAUCCAUCAGAAAGGCGCGAAACCUUUCGUCUGCGACAUAUGCGGCCGCAGUUUCUCCGACACCGUGGAGAUGGGACUCCACAAGGCCGGUCAUGGAGGAAAAAAGGCCCGGCAAUGUGACUUCUGCGGUAUGCGGUUCAAAAAAUUUUCCGAGGUCGCUAGUCACGUAAGAAGAUUUCAUACUUUCGAGCGGCCUCACACUUGCGAAUUUUGCAGCAAAGCUUUUUAUUCGAUCUACAGUUUGAAGCAGCACGUGAUGAUCCACACGGGACAGAAACCUUUUGCUUGCAGUGAAUGCAACAUGAAAUUUACUCAGAAAGGAAAUUUAGCCAAACAUUUUUCGAGGAAACAUCCGGAUAAAAAUUUGAAAGAUACCGGAAGUGUUAAUAAUAAUAAUGAGAAUCGUGAUGAAGAAAAUUGUGAAAAUUCAGUAGACCAAUCCAGUGAAGUUGAAAGUAAAUGAAAUCAUAAAAAUAAAAAGAAAACGCACAACAUGGAAAGAAAAUUAUGGGAAUUUUUGCUAUGCCAUAAUGGUAUGGGAAUGGUUCCUUUAAUUUAUGGGAAUGAUUCCUAUAAAAUAAAGGGUUCAUUCCUAUAUAUCACAGGAACAAUUCCUAUAAAUUAUAGGAACCAUUUUUAUAAUUAUAGGAACCAUUUCUAUAAAUUAGAGGAACCAUUUCUAUAAUUAUAGGAACCAUUCCUAUAAUGUUAUGGCUAGCAUUCCCAUAAUUGUAGGAACUGUUCCUAUAAUUAUGGGGAACAUUCCUAUGUUAGUAUAGGAAAAAAUUUUAUAGAAUUAUGGGAACCGUUUCCAUAAUUUUAUUUCUGUGAAUAAAUAAAAUAUUAAAUUUAUUUUUAUUUGGUCAUUUAAUUUAAAUGAUCAAUUUUAAAGCAAACAAAUUUUUAAUUGCUUGUAAUUUUGUUACUCGUAAUGAAAAUCGUGUAACAAAAAAUUUUUAAAUUAAUUUUACAGUACACUGCACAAAUACUUAAAUUAUUUACUCUCAUAUAAAUAAUAAUAAUAAUUAUGAGAGUCGUGAUAAAGAAAAUCAUGAAAAUUCAGUAUAUAGAUCUACUGAAGUUUAAAGUAAAAAUAAAACGCACAAUAAAUAGAAAUAUUAAAUUUAUUUUUAUUUGGUCAUUUAAUUUAAAUGAUAAAUUUUAAACAAAUUUUUAAUUGCUUGUAAUUUUGUUACUCGUAAUGAAAAUCAUGUAACAAAAAAUUUUUAAAUUCAUUUUACAGUACACUGCACAAAUACUUAAAUGAUUUACUCUCAUAUAAAUAAUAAUAAUAAUAAUUAUGAGAGUCGUGAUAAAGAAAAUUAUGAAAAUUCAGUAUCUAAAUCUACUGAAGUUUAAAGUAAAAAUAAAACGCACAAUAAAUAGAAAUAUUAAAUUUAUUUUUAUUUGGUCAUUUAAUUUAAAUGAUAAAUUUUAGAGUAAACAAAUUUUAAUUGCUUGUAAUUUUGUUGUUCGUAAUGAAAACCAUGUAACAAAAAAUUUUUAAACUUAUUUUACAGUACACUGAAACAAUAGCUUAAUUAUUUACUCACGUUUAAAUAAUAAUAACAAUAAUAGUGAUGAAUCAUGUAAUAAGAUGAUUAGAAAAGUACUAGUCUACGAAAUUUCAAAGUAUAAUUAAUUGUGAAAAUAUCUUUCCUUUAAUUAGUGGCUUAAUUUUACGCUCGGCCCGUCCGCGACUUGCCUAUUUUGUACAGUAUUUAAAUACUAAUUAGAUAAUUAAUUGUGAAAACUAAACGAUAAUACAAAUGAUUGCCUACGAUUGUACAAAAUUAAUUCAUUAAUAAACUAUAAUUAGUAGCUCUCCAGUCGCUUUUUUAUUAAUCAA
This is a messenger RNA of Microplitis mediator, 3530 nucleotides long. RefSeq names its product zinc finger protein 260-like. The coding region runs from base 66 to 2144 and encodes 692 amino acids. Gene Ontology annotation, molecular function: RNA polymerase II cis-regulatory region sequence-specific DNA binding; DNA-binding transcription factor activity, RNA polymerase II-specific; zinc ion binding. Gene Ontology annotation, biological process: regulation of transcription by RNA polymerase II. Lineage: Eukaryota; Metazoa; Arthropoda; Insecta; Hymenoptera; Braconidae. The record is from RefSeq and is a predicted model, not a curated record. The transcript has 2 exons. Gene Ontology annotation, cellular component: nucleus.